ACUCACAACUGAUGAGCUUUGAGUAAAUGUAAAAAGAUCUGAAGAUGACAUGAUGAUUGAAAAAAACUUGUGUUUGUUUUGGAUUACAUUCCUGAUCAACUCUGGAUGGGAGUACUCAUCAGCAGACAGCCCAUAAUGGAAUACUAACAUCAAGCGUCUUCUUGUCAGCUUUGACAAACAACCGUACAUUAUAUAAUAACUUUGUGUCCUGAAGAGCAAGAUUCGGAGGAGACCUCUUCCACAAUGAAAGACCGCUUGGAGGAGCUGCAUCUGAAGGCUCAACACCUUCCUGAGGCGGAUAGUGAGGCUGUGAACCCUUUCUCAGUGGAGGGAGAUAAUGAUGACUCUGUGGUGACCAUAAUGCCGCAGGCUGUGGUGUUCGAGGAAGAGCCAAUCAUUGAGAAUUUCCUGUCUGAGGCUCAGCAAAUCAGAGAUGAUAUCACAGGGCUUGACAUAGAGAUCCUUAAAUUCUGUCAGCAGCAAAAGACUCUGGUGGCAGCCAUGCGCCGUUUCAGUGUGAUGAAGAAAGAGAGCAGUAUAACCCGGGACAUCAAGCUCAAGGCAGAGAGCCUCCAACGACGCUUAGAGGCGCUUUCAAAACAGGUCCAAAGGACCGAGGAGCAGCAGGGGCCUACGUCUGUGACAACAAGAAUACAACGCUGCCAGCAUGCUGCGCUUCACCGCAAAUUCCAGCAGGUAUUGCUGCAGUAUAAUGAAGGUCUGCUGACCAAGCAGGAGCGCUGUAAGCACUUCAUUAUCCGGCAGCUGGAGGUAUCUGGAAGGGAUAUCUCGGAGAAUGAGGUCAAUGAAAUGGUGGCCACAGGAAAAUGGGAAGUCUUCAAUGAGAACCUGCUGAACGAUGCCAGAAUCACACGGUCACAACUAUCUGAGAUUGAACAACGACACAAGGAGCUGUUGAGUCUGGAGAACAACAUAAAGGAGCUGAAGGACCUGUUCAUGGAUAUUUUCAUGUUGGUGGAGGAACAAGGGGCCUACAUUGAGCACAUCCAGACCAAUGUAGAAAGGACACAGGAUUAUGUGGUUGUAACUAAUGAGAAGUUCAAGUUGGCCGCCAGAUACAAGAAGAAGAACCCACUUAGACAGCUGUGCUGCUGCUGCUGCCCACCCUGGAGAUGCUGCCUCUAAAACGUGCAUUUUUUUUAACUCAACGGCCAUUCCUAAUAACAAUUUUACUUCAAAAAGUCUCACUUACCUUUUAGGAUUGAGCAAAGUCGGAUUCAAGUACCAUUAAAAUGAAGGUUAUGGCACUGCGUUUGUCGCUGUUGAACAGAGCGAAGGUGAGGACGGAUUCAGCAGAGCAUAGAAAACAAUUAGGGGGAAAAGACAGAAUUGGUAUUUGAGGCACUUGUUUCUUUCAGAAGGAUGUGAGUCGACUGCUGUUGUAAGAGACAGUUCAGUGAGUUCUACUACCAACACUGCUGCUUAUUGGAGACCUUCACUGUCAUCUGACAGAGGUCACAAACAAGGGGAAACCACUGCCUCCGCCACUGCUUGAUCAGCAACCCUGAUUUCUUUCUUUUUUUUUAACAGCCUCUCAUCUUUUUGUCUGCCACAGAGCUCUAGUAAAUGACAUUUCUUUUUACACAGUACAUGCACUUUAAGAAUAUUGUUCCUAUAUAAAUAUUUAUAUAUAUCUAUAUAUAUUUAUCUAUAUAUAUAGAGAGAUAUAGAUAUUUUUUUUAUUUUCUUAUUAAAAUUAUUAUUUUUUCUUACAGCACAAACUCAAUUUUCAGGUAGUGGAGAAAGAUUCUCUUUAUGAGAGAUUUUGGGCCAUUAUGUAUUAAUUUCAUUCUUGGUAUGCAUGCUGAUGAAAAAAAAAAGAUAAACUUGUUUUACAAUUAGUCACUAGUCUCAUUUGCAUUUCAAAGUAUGAUCAUUUUCUAUUUUAAAAUAUUAUUCCCUUUGUCGGUUUCAAAGAGUAGGGAUUCAAGUAAAACAAGCCUUGAUCACAAUUUUCUCCAUAGUGAAAAACUGCAAAAAAAUAAAUAAUUGAAGUCAUUUGAAGGCUACAUUUCAGGAAAUAUUUAAUUUCUCUAGAUGUUUUGUAUUUUGGAGUGGAACUUCAAUUUAUAAAUUUGUUGGAGAGGUUACAUUGUUCAGAUAAAAAAUGCAUAUAUAUGUGUCAUUAUCAUUAAAAUUAUUA
Molecule: messenger RNA, 2164 nt
Organism: Anoplopoma fimbria (sablefish)
Lineage: Eukaryota; Metazoa; Chordata; Actinopteri; Perciformes; Anoplopomatidae
Gene: stx19
Product: syntaxin 19
Exons: 5
Coding region: 244-1146 (300 amino acids)
Biological process (GO): intracellular protein transport; synaptic vesicle fusion to presynaptic active zone membrane; exocytosis
Cellular component (GO): synaptic vesicle; endomembrane system; presynaptic active zone membrane
Molecular function (GO): SNAP receptor activity; SNARE binding
Source: RefSeq, a predicted model, not a curated record